Messenger RNA from Cyclospora cayetanensis, 1176 nucleotides. RefSeq names its product zinc finger CCCH domain-containing protein 33. Lineage: Eukaryota; Apicomplexa; Conoidasida; Eucoccidiorida; Eimeriidae. Gene Ontology annotation, molecular function: metal ion binding; mRNA binding. Bases 1 to 1176 code for a protein of 391 amino acids. The record is from RefSeq and is a predicted model, not a curated record. The transcript has 3 exons.
AUGGAGUGGACCUUUCCCGCCCCCCCUCAUCCAGGCGCCCGCUUCGCCAGCUACACCCCAAACUCCAGCCAUCAUAAGAGCAGGCCGACUGCCCCAAUACUUGCUUGCUCACCUGCAGAUAUGCUCGCGGAGGAGUGCGCCUCCCUGUCCUCCUUCUCAACUGCGUCUUCUUUCCCCUCGCAGCAUCUCAGCAUUGAGAGAUCACAAGGCGCAAGCCCUACCCUUACAGGAAACCAAGAACGAGCACCUCUAAGUCCCCCCAUGACGCCGCCUUCAGGUAGCCUUCUGAGCAUUAGUGCCCCCCCGCUUAGCGCAGCUCAGGUGCCCCCCCCUUCCCCCUCCGGACCGCCUUCCGCCCCUUUUCCCGGAGCAUCGUGGAGGAACGCUCCGUCAGGUACUCCCGAAAGGCCUCUUGCAGAAACGCCACUUGGAUCUCUCACAGAGAUCUCGCCAGCGAGCCCCCUUUAUUCCUCCGCGCUGUGGAAUCCAGCAGCUGUGUUGUCGAACUACGCGGAUCUCUUCAGCUUCGUGCCUUUAGAGCCAACGAUAGUGGCAGAUAGACGCCGCGUAUUCCACAAAACACAGCUGUGCAAGCACCUGGAGAGGGGCUACUGCAGAAAUGGCACUUCCUGCCCGUUCGCGCACUCGAGAGAAGAACUCAGGCCCCCUCCCACACUCUCGAAAACGAUGAUUUGCCCCGACGUCAAAGCGGGAGGCAUUUGCCAAAGAGUCAUGAGCGGGCAAAGCUGCUCCUUUGCGCACUGUAGCCAGGAGCUCCGCCAGACAGCGAAUCACUACAAGACAAAUAUGUGCCGAUCCUUCCUUUCCGGUAAAUGCCUGAAGGCUGACAAGUGCACGCAUGCCCAUGGCGAGGUUGAGCUGCUGCUCCAUAGGCAUCGUGCCUUGCAGCUGGGUAGGAGAGACUUCGUGGGCGAAAGAGAUGCCGCCCGACCUGAACGGAAGCCUUCUCUCAGCAAGUUGCUGCAUCACAAGCAGCAGCCAGAACAGAAGGCCAAGAUGGGAGACGGGAUGGCUUUUUGGCAUGCAAUGGACCCUAGGGGAGCGCAGACAGGGGAUUUUUCAACCAACACUUUGGAUAUAGCGGCUUUGCUGCAGCUUGCCACAGAACUUAAGUCUCUGCUUCUUUCAGACUCGCGCAAAGAUGCUGUACAAUAG